Molecule: messenger RNA, 2343 nt
Organism: Tauraco erythrolophus (red-crested turaco)
Lineage: Eukaryota; Metazoa; Chordata; Aves; Musophagiformes; Musophagidae
Source: RefSeq, a predicted model, not a curated record
AUGAAGAGCAGCCCUCGCAGGCCCUUGAUUCUCAAACGACGGAAGCCAACCGUCCCACAGAAGGAUGCAUCCAGCACUUCAGCAAGCGAUGAGAACAGCAGUCAGGAAGAAAAGGUUCCUAAGCAGGAACACAGACAGGAGGACCAACGCAACAGCCAACUCGGAGACAAAACGGACUGUGGGCUGCUUUUAGGAAUAAAAAUCAUUGACCAUCCCACCAUGCCCAACACACAAGUGGUUGCCAUCCCUACCAACGCUGAUAUCCAGAGCAUCAUAGAGGCACUGACAGCGAAAGGAAAAGAAUGUGGCAACAAUGGGCCCAACAAGUUCAUUCUCAUCAGCAGUGGGGGCACGUCCCGCUCAGCGGGUCCAAAACCAUCGCAGCAUCUCCCAUCGGAGAAGAAACCCAGUGCAGCCACCAAGGCUGCAGAAGGUCAAGAGAGAGACAAGGAUGUUACACAGACAUCUGGUCUUGCAGGAGGCACAAUGCCCUGGCAUCCAGGAGUUGGUUCUGUGGUUGGACAGGAACAGGAGAGCAAAGGCAGUGGCGAGGCACCGAGCUCUGUGUUGGACAAUAGUCUCACCAACAUCCAGUGGCUGGGGAAGAUGAGAUCCGACGGGCUGAGUCCCUGUUCUGUGAAGCAGGACACAGAGAAAGAGAACCAGAUGCCUCUGCGGGAAAGAAUCGAGACUGAAGAAGAUGCUACUGCUGUUCCUACUGCCACCACUGCCUUGUCCUCCUCUUCGUGGCAGGAUUCAGUAUCAGAGCGACCUCCUUACUCCUACAUGGCCAUGAUCCAGUUUGCCAUUAACAGCACUGAGAAGAAGCGUAUGACCCUGAAGGACAUCUAUACCUGGAUUGAGGAUCACUUCCCGUACUUUAAACACGUGGCUAAGCCGGGUUGGAAGAACUCCAUUCGGCACAACCUGUCCCUUCAUGACAUGUUUGUCCGUGAGACGUCAGCUAAUGGCAAAGUCUCCUUCUGGACGAUUCACCCUGAUGCAAAGCGUUGCCUGACGUUGGACCAGGUGUUCAAGCCGCUGGACUUGGGGUCACCAACGUCACCUGAGCACUUUGAAUCACAGCAAAAGCGCCAUCUUCCUGAUCUCCAGAAGAACACGGGAAGCAACAGCAGCAGCAAAACCGAACCCCAGAAUGCACGCCGAAAGAUGAAGCCUUUGCUUCCUCGCAUCAGCUCCAUCCUGGUUCCGAUCCAGUUUCCUUUGAGUCAGCCUCUUGUCUUGCAGCCUUCCAUGAAGGUUCCUCUAUCCACGGCACAGGGAACAUCCCUCACCAGCUCGGAGAUGUUCCAGAGCAAUAAGCGUGUGCGCAUUGCUCCAAAGAUGUCACUUUGUACAGAAGAGUCCUCGUCUUUACCCACGGCUGCUGUCAAGGAGGAGAGUCAGGGUGACGACGGUUUAUUUUCCCCAGCCCAUUCCCUAAAGGAGAGCAGCUCCCAGCCUGGCGAGGAAUCGGCUUCUUUCCCUGAGAGCAUCUGCAUCAAGGAGGAAGGCGGCUCUCAGAUGAAUGACUGGCUGUCCCCGUUUGCCUGCACCCUAACAGUAAAGGAAGAGCCAGACUUGUUCCUCCCAGUCUCGUCCACAAAGGAGAAGCAACAAUUCACCUCACUGAAGUCACCGUCUGAGGGUGCUUCCGACACCUUAGUUAUAAGAAGGCGGGAAAGGAGGCCUGUGCUGGUUUUGCCAGAGGGCAGUGGGUUCGACCCUUUCCGACCAGAGGCAGACCUGCCCUUGCUGCAGGAAAGCCAGCCUCUUGAGAACGUAUCGCAGCUCAGCUGCUCCCAGGGGGAAGAGGGGCCCUUCAAAACACCGGUCAAGGAGAUAUUCAGCAAAUUGCCCGUUUCUUCCACUCCCAGCAAAGUCUCAGCAACUACCACCCCCCCAUUAGGCGGCCUCGACCCCUGGAAGCCUGCGUCCUUACCCAAGGGAAGUCACGAGCUGGACUUCAGUCCGGUGAGAACCCUUCAGUUGCCGCUCACGCCCCUCCAGGACAACCAGGACUUGCUGGGUUUUAACAACACUCCCCUUAAGAAUCCCCUCUUUGAGUCCCCCCGGGAGCUGCUCAACGCAGAAUCCAGUGACCUGGUGCACGUGCCCCUCACCAGCUCUCCAGCUUUUACUCACGAGUCCACUAAGCAAUCAUCUGGGGAACUGCCAGCCUCGGGCUUCACCGAAAACCGAUCGCUCAUGGAGGGGCUCAUCCUGGACACCAUGAAUGACAGUCUGAGCAAAAUCCUCCUGGAUAUCAGCUUUCCUGGUCUUGAGGAUGAAAACUUAGGAACCGACAUUAGCUGGUCUCAGCUCAUACCUGAACUGAAGUAA